Prorocentrum cordatum is the source of this 810-nucleotide messenger RNA. NCBI's taxonomy places the organism in Eukaryota, Dinophyceae, Prorocentrales, Prorocentraceae. The record is from the annotation of a GenBank genome assembly.
GCGCCAGGCGACGAGGGGUCGACCCGCCCCGUCCUGGUCCACGGCCCGUUCGGGGGCGCCGAGAACGUGCUGCUGGUGGCGGAGCUCCACGCUGGUGGAGGUCUGGGCCUGGGCGACGCGCUGUCCCCGAGCGAGACCGACGUCGCAGUGGGCCCGAAGGUGAUCGGCCGCCGUGCCGGCGGUCACCCAGUGCUGUGCGAGGGGGCGGCGAUCUCCGACGUCGAGUCGUGGCGGGCUCAGGCGUUCGAGAACGCUCCAAGCGUGGCCGCGUCUGCGCUGGGGCUGGCAGAGCCUCCGCCCGCGGCCGACGACCGCCCCGUCGACCUCCGCGACACCUUGCGGGCCCCCCCUGGCGAGGCUGGAGGCGCCAGCGCGCCGCGCGAGGGGCGGCAGGUCGAGCAGCAGGCGGAGGGCGUCAGGACCCUGGCUGUGGAGUGGAACGAGCAAGGCGUCCGCUUCAAGGAGUGGCGUCGAGCAGUUGGCGAGGGCAGUGAGGAGGCUUUGGGCGGUUGCGAGCUGCGCGGGGCCGGGGCGGCCCUGCAUCUGUGGAUGUCGAACUUCUGCCGCGAAUGCGGCAUCUAUGCAGCAUCGGCCAGCGAGGCGGCCACCUUCGACGCGCUGGGCCUCGGCUGCCUGGCCUGCCGGGAGGUGGCGGCGCGGCGGGUCGCCCGGAUCACCGAGGCCCACCGCGUCUCCCCUGGGCAGCCCGCGGCUCGGGGGGCAGGGCGCGUCCUGACGGGCGCCAGCCACCAUUUCCACGCGGUGUCGCCCGAGCUGCGGAACUUCGCUAUCCCCGCUGCUCCGUGUGAG